Messenger RNA from Hypanus sabinus (Atlantic stingray), 1213 nucleotides. RefSeq lists its product as uncharacterized. The transcript has 4 exons. Lineage: Eukaryota; Metazoa; Chordata; Chondrichthyes; Myliobatiformes; Dasyatidae. The coding region runs from base 284 to 1213 and encodes 309 amino acids. The record is from RefSeq and is a predicted model, not a curated record.
GACACGGGGUGGUAAUCAGAUUGCAAAACCAACCCGAGCAGUAGCGGGUUCAGGCAGAUGUUGGGGAUUAUAUCGAGGAAACAGCCAGAGGAAGUGGAUGAGGCAGGCGCAGUCGAUUACUUCAAAAAGCAGCUGGGAUGCGUUGAUGGAGUGAAAAGGCCAGAAGGGAAAUGGGCCCAUCACAGGAAAUUGUGACCAUCUCGGCGGGCACUGUGGUUGGCAUUGACUCGUUGGGCAGAACGCUCUGAAUUUGGACUCUAUUGCUCUUUGAGAUUGUCAGUAGAUGCGCCAGGUAUCAGCGGAGAGACAUAGACAUCGUGUGGAAGGUGUUGUUAAUGGGGAAUGCUUGGUCCCCAAGCCAACUGCUUCUCUGAUACAGGGGAUGAAGAUACUGUCAUAUUUGCAAAGUAAUCGUACUCUCUCUGACACACGGUCUGCUUGUUGUUUAAUUCACAACAUCACCAGCAGGUGGAGCUUUCCAGAACCGGGACCAGGAUGUAAACAAGACGGCGACGAUCAACAAUCGUCAGUCAGAAUCAGAAUGGACAAAGUUGGGAAAUUGAAACGAGCAGCGAUAGGACUGAAGAGGAUUUUAUCAGGCGGAUCAUCGAGGGAAGAUGAUCGGGACACGGGAAGCAAGGUACCAAAUCAGGGUCAGAUUAAGAGCAACGUCCCAAUGGAAAGUGGUCCCGCCGCAGAGGAGCAGGAGCAAAUUCAGCCCGGAGACAGUGACGUCAGCGACACCGAUCAGGACCCUGGAACCAGCACAAGUGAGGCGACCCCCUGUCAGCUCGGAAGCUCAUUGAACAUGGAAUUGUCAAGUGCCCAACAAGGAGCAGAGCCAGAGUUUACAAUCUCCGACCUCCUGGCAGAGGGGGAGGAAUACCGACUGUACCAACUGACAAAGUUCUACAGAGACAGACUCCAACAAGCGAUUGAAGAAAAGGUUGAGAGACUCGGUAUAAUGUUGACAGAGGCGGGACAUUUCAGUAGAGAAGAAAAUGAAAGCAAUGACCUAAGCCCAUCCAUAUUCAGUUGCAUCAUCAAUUACCUUAAUUCCAUUAUCGCUGUAUGUUGCUUGAAGAUUAUUCGACGUGUAAUUCAUAAUUCUUCAGUUAAUGAGGGAGCCCAAGCCCGCAUUCAGGAAGUGAUAACCAUUUUACAGCAUGAGUGCCAGGCAGUAACCAUCUUCAUCAUGAGACAGCCGCACUGA